AUGCCGUUCUUUGCCUGCUACCUCCUGACACCGGAGCAGCCUCCACAGCGCCUACGCUGCUCGUACAUCGGCUUCACGGUGUCUCCGACGAGGCGCAUACGUCAACACAAUGGAGAACUCGUCAACGGGGCCAAGAGAACGCGAAAGUUCCGACCGUGGGAGAUGAUCGCCGUCGUGCACGGGUUCCCGAGCAAGUUUCGAGCUCUUCAAUUUGAGUGGGUAUGGCAACAUCCUCAGGUUAGUAAAAUCUCCAAGACCCACCUGGAUUUUCUACGCGGAUCACGAGGUCUGGGGGCUCCUCGAUCCGUAAAGAGGAAGUUGGUAGAGAUGUUGGAAAUGGUGAACUUGGAGCCCUUCAAAGAGUUAAAUCUGACUGUUAGCUUCACCAGUGACGAGAUACACAAAAUGGCUCGAGCAUUUGGGGCGAGAUAUGCAGCUGCACACUGUGAGACGAGAGCAUUGGAGUCAUUCGCGGCGUGGGCGUGGUGGGGUGUUACCAUACAAGCUGCGACAUGUGCUGUCAUGCGCCGUGCUUGA
This is a messenger RNA of Phytophthora infestans T30-4, 537 nucleotides long. RefSeq lists its product as uncharacterized. Gene Ontology annotation, molecular function: crossover junction DNA endonuclease activity; 5'-flap endonuclease activity. Gene Ontology annotation, biological process: double-strand break repair via homologous recombination. Gene Ontology annotation, cellular component: Slx1-Slx4 complex. Lineage: Eukaryota; Oomycota; Peronosporomycetes; Peronosporales; Peronosporaceae. The record is from RefSeq and is a predicted model, not a curated record. The transcript is spliced from 4 exons. The coding region runs from base 1 to 537 and encodes 178 amino acids.